This is a messenger RNA of Chironomus riparius, 687 nucleotides long. The record is from the annotation of a GenBank genome assembly. Lineage: Eukaryota; Metazoa; Arthropoda; Insecta; Diptera; Chironomidae.
AUGAGAAUAAAGUUUUACAUAUUGAGCCGUGAGCUGCAACUAUAUCAGUGUUUUCUACUAGGCAAGGAUUCAAGCGACAGUUAUUUAAUAGGCCACAAAAGUGAAAAACAAUUGUACAAAAAUGCAAGAGUAUUUAAAUUAAACUCUUAUGCACUGUAUUUGUUUCUCAAUGAGAUUCAGUGCUGUCCUAAUUAUCAUUCCUGUGUUGCAAGGAAUAUAAAGAGCUCAAGUAGUCAAUUUAUCAUACAAUUAAUGCCAAAUAAAAUUGAAUAUAUUGACAGAAUAUGGGGUGAAAUAGUAAGACAACUAGUAUGGGAACAGCUGGAAGUUGAGUACAUGAUGGGAUGGCUUUCAACACUAGGUGGUGCAUUUUCAGCCUUGGGAGACUAUUUUGAGGACAGAGCGGAAAUAGCAGGCAAAAUAUCAUUUCAUCAAAUGAAACUAGCUUAUCGUCUAGGAGAUCCAAAUCUGCUGUCACGCUGUAAACUGUUCCUAAGUAUUUCUUUAGUUCAACAAAACAAGUUCAAGUUUGCUCAAUUCAUCAUUAAACAGCAAUAUCAAAAUGCAUUAGAAACUGAAGAUAAUCGACUGAGAAAGAUGUGUCUUGGAAUCUGGUCUAAAUUACAGUAUACUUACAAAAUUCACAGACAAAAUAGGAAUAAGAAAAAGAGAUGUGAUAAAAUUUAA